GCCGCGGUGGUGGCAUGCUUCGUUUGCAAUACCACCAUGAGAUGGAACAGCUCGCGUCUUACAGAACACACCAUGCGAUACUUCAGCAUCGCAUUGGGUUAGAACCGCCUUUGUUAACUUCGAAUGCUGCGGUGCAGCAUCUUCAACAUCACCUGCAGUAUUUGAAGUACUCCGAACCGCUAGAACUCACAGCGUGUCCAUUAGAUUUGAGUAUCAAAAAUCAAACGCCGAUUACUCCACCUUGCACGCCUUCGCCUGGUAAUAAACGACAAACGGCUAUAACGCCUUUAAUCGUUCCCGAAUUACCAUCGAAGAAAAACAAAUCUCCGAUCAUCCAACAUAAUUCGAAGAAGACGAAGGUGACCCGCAAACUUAACUUCGAUGAAGAUACAAGUUCUCCAGUAUCCGGAACCAUAAUAAGAGAAUUGGAUCCGGGCGAAACCUUAGUAAUUCGAAAGGGUGAUAUCGAUCCAGCCUUCAACGUUGUGGAAGUCACCGACGAAGCCAAAGCCGAAUUGGCAAAAAUUGAAAAUCACAUCGGCGAUUACGUUUGUAGAUUGUGUCGUGAACUUUACGAGGACGCCUUUGGGUUAGCGCAACAUCGCUGCUCGCGUAUAGUCCACGUUGAAUAUCGCUGUCCGGAAUGCGAUAAAGUGUUUAAUUGUCCCGCGAAUUUGGCUUCGCACAGAAGGUGGCACAAGCCGCGACCUAAUAAAGAACUCAAGUCGGAGGAUAUGGUGGGCGAGCUCGACGCCGGCGAGCAGUUUCCUUGCGAAGAGUGCGGUAAGAAAUUUCGAAGGUUGGCCUACUUGAGGAAGCAUCAAGCGGUCCAUCAACAAGACUGACAACGGCUCAUUCCCGUACGCCCCAUUCCUAGGAUGCCGACAAAGCUCUGGAGGCCGCCGCCCUUACCGCCGCUUACUAGUAAUCAUCCCUCUGCUUUAAUUACUACAGACAGGUAUGUGUCGAAUGCCACGUGGAUUAAUCAAUUUUAAAUUUUGAUACGUUGACGCAUUUGCUGUUUUGAUAAUAAUUUUUUCGUUGUCUUAACUAUGCUCAAGAGAUUUUAAUUUAAGUAUAAGCGAGACGACGCUUAAUCAUAAGCUUGAUUUUAAGAUCGCGUGUGGUUUACGGCGGAUUUAUCUUACGUUCUAGUCAUCAUCUGGUCAUAGUCAUAAUUUGUACAGUUCAUAAACUUCUAGUCCUUUCUAGUCAUCUUUAUGUAAAGAGUUUUUCUUGUGAUAUUUAUUUUCAUCAUCCACCCUGUAUAUUGCAAAAUGAAAAACUCUCUGCAUGUUGUACAUAAACUUAAUGUAAAUAUAUAGAGUUUAACUAGUCUUUUUUCUGUUCUAGUCUCUAAUCUAGUCAUUUUGUUAAUAUUUCUAGUCACACAAAAUAGUCGAUAAUUACAGUUAAUCGAGUGCAGUAAGUUCAUACACUACCGGUGGACAGUAUUACCUGUUAUUAUGUAAAUUUCCUUUGAACGGUGCUAGUGAUAGUUGAUAAUUAUUGCAAAUAAUUAUUUAAAAAAAUUUAAAAAAAUGUUGUAAUUCUUACAAAGAAAAAAUAGACGUGUUCGCACAGUCCUAAAUGUUUUGCUCUCUUAUUUUUUAAAUACUAAAGUGCAGGCAUGGGAAGACAUGCAAUAGGUAAGCUUAAAGCCAAAAGUCUGCACUAAAAACGCUUUUUUUUGUAUAAAUUUAGCUGAUUAUGUUUCGAAAAUACACUUGAUUUCUUUUUAUUUAUUAGGGGAUAUCUGCCAGUACAAAGAUAAAUAUAGUUAAUAAGCAUUUCUAGUUUCUCUAUAAUUUAACUAGUCAAAGUCUAGUCUUAAAGUUAUAUUUAAGUAAUUAUUGUGAUAUUACGUAAGUAGGGUGUACGUUUUCUUUAUAUUCUAUUUCACUUAAUUUUAGUUUUGUAUCUACGUUAGUGAUGUAAAAAUGUAACUAAACAGAUGCGAGUGUGUUCUAGUCAUUCAGUAGUGAACCAUAGACAAAAUGUGUAAUGUUCAAUUGCUGUUCUCUGUAAAUAAAUUGUUGCACAAAUGCCGAUCUCGUCUAUGGAUUUAGCCAAAUAUAUAUAUAAAGUUUUGUAAAUUGUUGAGUAUCUAUAUAGAUUUGUGUACAAAGCUGUGUAAAUGUCAAAGGGCU
Molecule: messenger RNA, 2150 nt
Organism: Photinus pyralis (common eastern firefly)
Lineage: Eukaryota; Metazoa; Arthropoda; Insecta; Coleoptera; Lampyridae
Product: insulinoma-associated protein 1a-like
Exons: 1
Coding region: 15-845 (276 amino acids)
Biological process (GO): regulation of cell cycle process; neuron differentiation; negative regulation of transcription by RNA polymerase II
Cellular component (GO): nucleus; transcription repressor complex
Molecular function (GO): RNA polymerase II cis-regulatory region sequence-specific DNA binding; DNA-binding transcription repressor activity, RNA polymerase II-specific
Source: RefSeq, a predicted model, not a curated record